CCAAAGGCUGAGGCGGACAAGAAGGAGGAAAAGAAGGAAGAAAAGCCCAAGGCUGAGGCAGACAAGAAGGAAGAAAAGAAGGAAGACAAGCCCAAGGCUGAGGCAGACAAGAAAGAAGAAAAGAAGGAAGACAAGCCCAAGGCUGAGGCAGACAAGAAGGAUGAAAAGAAGGAAGACAAGCCCAAAGCCGAGGCCGAUAAGAAAGAUGACAAGAAGUCAGAUGCUCCAAAGUCUGAGGGCGAGAAAAAGGCAGAAAAGCACGGAGAAGUCCAGUGGACUUGCCCGCCCGCAUGCCCUAAUGCCGAGAAAAACAACAAGCCAAAGGCGGAGGCCGAGAAAAAGGAGGAGAAGAAAGAGGACAAGCCCAAGGCGGAGGGCGACAAGAAGGAAGACAAACCCAAAGCCGAGGGUGAGAAGAAGGAGGACAAACCCAAGGCCGAGGGCGAGAAAAAGGAGGACAAACCCAAGGCUGAGGGCGAGAAGAAGGAGGACAAGCCCAAGGCUGAGGGCGAGAAGAAGGAGGACAAACCCAAGGCUGAGGGCGAGAAGAAGGAGGACAAACCCAAGGCAGAGGGCGAGAAAAAGGAGGAAAAGAAAGAAGACAAGAAGGAUGACAAGCCUAAGGCCGAUGGCGCGAAGAAAGAAGAGAAGAAAGAUGACAAAAAAGACGACAAGCCUAAGGCAGAGGCCGACAAGAAGGACGACAAGCCGAAGGAUGGAAAGCCAGAGGCCCCAAAGGCCGAGAAGCAGAAAACUGAGGAAAAGCCGAAGGAAUCG
Molecule: messenger RNA, 777 nt
Organism: Symbiodinium sp. CCMP2456
Lineage: Eukaryota; Dinophyceae; Suessiales; Symbiodiniaceae
Source: the annotation of a GenBank genome assembly